GGAGGAUUCGUCCGCGGGUGGACGUGCGUCGAGUUUGUUGGCCGCGAGUUUGUUCAGUUCAAAGAGAAAUAAGAGAGAGUUUUGUAAAGGACCUUUGAGGUGAGCAUCCUCGAAGUUUUUGGAAAAGGGGGGCAGUCUGGUGAGGAAAAUGGCGCCGUUCGUUGGGUUCUGAGCAAGUGCUGCUGAAAAGAGUGUGUGUUUUUUCGCGGUGGAGGAAAUGCGCUUCGAAGUUCAACAGAUUAUUGGAAAUCUUCCAACGGGUUGGUGGUGAAGCUGGUGAUUGUUGAAUGUUGGUUGAUGGGUGCAGUGCAAAUAGUUUAAAAGAAGAAAUCUUGCACAGUGGAAACCUUUUUGGGGUUGGUCUGUUGAUUCAACGCACAUACAAGUUACACAAAGGUUUUUGGGAGUGAAAAAUUUCCGAUGGUUAUCUGUGCUGAAGGGGGAAGUCGUUUCACGUGACCUAGAGUGGAUGUUGGAUCAAAGGUUGAAAAGGCAAAAGGUUUUCCAAGCCGUAAUAAGUGAAUUGAAGAAAGAAAAAAAAGCUGAAACUUGAGAAGUUUUUCCAUCAAAAUUGUCACCUCGUGUGUGGUUCAGGUGUUGAACGUGUGAGCUUUGCCGUGAGCACCGUUUGGUGAGAGGAACUUGCACCACACUCGGAAGGGAUAUCCGUAACACCAACACCACCAGCGAGAUCAUCGAGCGCAACAGCAACAGUCUAGACCAAAAAAACACUUCCAAACCCAGCGUAGCAGCCCCUCCCCCAGGACACGUGCCACAUGGACCACUUACGGACAAUCUAAGACUCUCCUAGGCGGGUGUCGUCGUCGUCGUCCCACCAAACCACGCACCAGCACACAAACACCGUCGUUCCAGGAAGGACACAUCCGACGACGGCGGCUCCAAGAAACGUUCGCGCGGUCGUCCUCCCGUCCCCGUCCGGGCAACGAUGAAGUUUUCAAUUCCGCUUCCUGGCGGUGGCACCGGACUGACACUGUUCUCGAAGCUCGUUCGCACCAAGGACUUGCGGAAGCUGCAGGGCGAAGAUCCCAAGAGUACAAAGCCAAAACUAACGAAAUGUCUCACCACACUCGACCUAACCUCACUCGGAGUGGGAUCGUGCUGUGGCACCGGUAUGUAUCUAGUCGCUGGUAUGGUAGCGCGAAACAUAGCUGGCCCCGGUGUAGUGCUUAGUUUUAUCAUAGCGGCAAUAGCUAGUAUAUUUUCAGGCGCCUGUUAUGCGGAGUUUGGCGUCCGGGUGCCACACACUUCCGGUUCGGCGUACAUGUACUCCUACGUCUCGGUGGGAGAGUUUGUGGCGUUCGUUAUCGGGUGGAACAUGAUACUAGAAUAUCUAAUUGGUACGAGCGCGUGUGCCUGUGCGCUGAGUGCCAGCUUCGACUCGUUGAGCGGAGGAGUGAUCAGCAAGAGCAUAGGAUCCGCCGUGGGGACCAUAUUCGGUCGCCCGCCGGACUUCAUCGCGUUCGGCAUCACCCUGCUGAUGACCUGCGUGCUGGCGCUCGGGGCCAGCAAAUCGGUGCUCUUCAACAACGUCCUCAACACGGUCAACCUGGCCUCGUGGGUCUUCAUCGUGACGGCCGGGCUGUUUUACGUGGACACCAACUCGUGGGUCGAGCACGAGGGCUUCUUGCCGUUCGGCUGGAGUGGGGUGUUUACGGGAGCGGCCACCUGCUUUUACGCGUUCAUCGGGUUCGACAUCAUCGCGACAACCGGCGAGGAGGCGCACAACCCGCAGAAAAGCAUUCCGAGGGCCAUCGUCGGUUCGCUGCUCAUCGUGCUGUUCGUGUACGUGACGAGCAGCUUCAUCCUAACGUUGACAGUUCCAUACGACCACAUCGACAGCGGCUCGGCGCUGGUCCAGAUGUGGACGUACGUCGGCGCGCCCAAGUGCCGCGCCCUGGUGGCGAUCGGCGCCACCGCCGGCCUCAGCGUGGCCAUGUUCGGUUCAAUGUUCCCAAUGCCGCGGGUGAUAUACGCGAUGGCCCAGGACGGGCUCGUCUUUCGGACGCUGUCGCAGCUGUGGGCGCGCACCGGUGUGCCGGGACUGGCCACGAUCGGCAGCGGAAUAGCCGCGUCGGUGGUGGCGCUGACCGUGCGCCUCGAGGUGCUCGUUGAGAUGAUGUCGAUCGGGACGCUGCUGGCGUACACGCUGGUGUCGACGUGCGUGCUGAUUCUGCGCUACCAGCCGCACUCGACGUCGCUGGUGGACCUGCUGCCGUCGCAGUUGCGCAGCAGUUCGCAUCCGCCGGGGACGCCGGAUCCGGUGAGUCAGCAGCGGGUGGUGCAGGGGAACGUGAUGGUUAAGAAGGUGAUUACGAGGGGGACGUCCGACUCGGACGACAGCUUCGGGGAUGAGAUUCCGGCUGCGUAUUUGGGUCGGGACAACACGUUCCUGGUGUCGGACAAGCACGAGAAUAAGUUCUACGGAACAGUCCACGGUGCACCACAGUCGGAAGCUACCACGUGUGAAUGCUGGCCCUGCGGGUACAUUGGACGGAAGAUCUCGCAGUACUCCUAUCUGUGUCCUGGGUUCUUUCCGUGGGUGAAGGCCGGCACGGCAACGCACGAGAGUGGAAUGUUCGUCACCAAGCUGGUUGGGUUGAUGUACGCCCUCAUCUUCUUCCUGGAUCUGUUCAUGGCAAUCGGGAUCACCGGUCCGUUCUUCACACUGGUCUACACGGCGCUCGUGCUGGGAAUUCUGUUCGUGCUGUUGGUGAUCUCGCGACAGCCCCAAAAUCGGUACGCAUUGCCCUUCCUAACGCCGGGACUUCCAUUCAUUCCGACUGUCGCCAUCACGGUCAACAUCUACCUGAUAUUCAAGCUGAGCAUCCUGACGCUGGUGCGCUUCACCGUCUGGAUGUCGCUGGGGUUGAUCAUGUACUUUUACUACGGCAUAACGCACAGCUCGCUGGAGAACCCGAGCGAGGAGUUCGAGCUGACGGUGGAGAACGGGAACGGGCAGGUGGGCAAGACCUCGAAGUCCUCGAAGAGCAAACGAGGCAAGGACCAGAAGCCGGCGUGGGAUUGCCACGGGUACGAGAACCGGAUGGCGACCAACGACGACGGCGAGCUGCAUUACGGCGGCGCUCCGAGUGGAAACAGCUGGAACGAGCCGAGCAACGGAGGAGGAGCCUGGGGAGAUACGUCCCCCUACGACCCGCCGCCACAGAGCCAGGUCCAGUUUGACAUUUCGCCGGUGCAACCGGUCCAGCCGCCGCCAAACCGACCCGAAAUCAAAAAGGACGGCUUCGGAAUGUUCUACCAGGAGUCCAGCGGUCAACCCUAUCCUACGUGGGAAGACUAAGCGCGAAGACUAGUUCCGUUCACGUUCAGCAAGCAGGAAUAGGGAGAGAGCAUAUCCGGAGGACUGAAAGCGGUGAAAUUAACGGGAAAGCAAUCAUCACCCAUCAUUAUCAGUGUUGUUAUUAUUACGUCGUUAGCCAGCCCAUCAACGCCGCACACACCGCAGAGACAAAUGUACAGAGUUAGAGAAGGAGAGAGCGAGUAAGAUCUUCAGAGUGUUCAGAGAGCUAUAUAUCUAUAUGUUAGUAGCAGCGUGCAGUCCAUGAAGAGAGUUGAGCUUCAACGUGCAGCGAGUCACGAGGGAGGAGGUUCCUUCGGCUGUGAGUACGCCAAGCGUGUAAUGUAGAUUUAAUUUGCGAUAUCAUCCUCCGCUGCAAUACGGCUUCGACCGUUAGAGUAAAUAGUGCAAUUAAACGCAAAGUACCGGAUAAGCUUCUGUGGCACUAAUCGCUGCAAAUUGGAAUUGACCGCAACAACAACAGGUAGAACGAACGGAUUUUAGUUUGAAAUAUUCAAACAGAACACUCACAGCGUCGUCCAACCAAUCCCUACUGACACGGUGACUCGUGCACGUUGAAGGACCAGCAAACACUUAAAAAUGCGCCACCAAUGUGAUAUUCUCUAGCGACCCGAGCAGACGGAAAUAACUUGGGAAGGUCA
Molecule: messenger RNA, 3981 nt
Organism: Culex pipiens pallens (northern house mosquito)
Lineage: Eukaryota; Metazoa; Arthropoda; Insecta; Diptera; Culicidae
Product: cationic amino acid transporter 2
Exons: 12
Coding region: 947-3322 (791 amino acids)
Biological process (GO): transmembrane transport; amino acid transport
Cellular component (GO): plasma membrane
Molecular function (GO): amino acid transmembrane transporter activity
Source: RefSeq, a predicted model, not a curated record